AGAGAGAAAGAGAGGUUGAAUUGGGAGAUUGGAGGAAGAGGAGAUCUUCAACAGGCUGCGGGCAGAGAAGCGGUUGGGGUCAAGAAACGUCGGUUUGGACAGUUGUGAGAAGGGCAUCUUUGAUGAAGGGCUCGGCGGGUCCUAGAUCUGUCAAUAGCACGAAUCUUGAUGGACACGUAACUUCCGGUAUAUCGUAUUCACAGCUGGUCAGCAGCCUAUAUAAGACCAGCGACCGCCUCCCUAACCUCCCCAACUCAGCCCCCUCUCCCAGGCUCCGCCCUCUGGUUUCCAAGCUGCCGAUCAACACAGCAAUGGAUCCCUCUGCUUCCAAGGUGCAGAAAUCAAAGGCAGCAACGGAUGCCACUGUAUCCAAGGAUGAAGGCAGCGACAUCUCCAAGUACUCGCAGAGCGUCCCCGACGUCGGGUUCAAGUACGGCGCCAACCAAGAUGGGGUCCCUUCUGCCUGGAGCUUGCAAGACCGACUCCUCCUCUGCCAAGGGGAACGCUGCUGGCUCCAAGAUCUCACAAGCAACGCACCGCCGCCUCCAACAACAGGCUUCCAAGAUCCGAGGGAUGAGCAGGUGAAUGAUGUGAGCAGGGGGUUCAUUGAUCGGUUACAGCUGUGCAAGGACGAACGUCGCCAACUCCAAGAGCAGGGUCUAUCGAAAGCACAGGCUAAUGCCUGUAAGAAGCUUGUUCUCGACUAUCUGAAGAUAAAACAGGAAAGAAAGCAUUCUUCUGCUAAAGCAAGAAAGGGAAGGCGAAAUCCCGAUGCUCGCCACAUUGAAGCUACUGUGGAACCACUCGGUCCGAAGAAGUAACAUCGUGUUUGAAGGUUCUUUGCUGAUUCGGCCAGUUGAUUCACUCGCUUGUUAUAGUUGCCAUUGUUGCUACUUUCUCUUUGUUCGUAGUGUCUCGUUGUCUCAAAUGGCUAUUGAAUGGUUCUUCGGUCUGUAAUAACUGCAAUUCCUGAACCCAAACUGGAAGUUGCAACGAUAUCAUGUAGCAUUUGUCCUUCAAUUUUAAGAAGGUCAAACAUCAUCUCAGAGUGGCUUUUCACUCUUCUUGGAAGAUGGCUUUUUACUCUUUACACAUCAAUAUAAACUGUCAAAGAAGAGAUUCUUGUCUACAAGACAUCUUCUUUCUUGGUGACUUGACAGAUGACGAUCUCCUCUGAAAUCACUGCCACAAUUGUCUUAAACACACCUCCUCGUCUUCGCAUCUGUGCAACUUAAAGACAUGGAUUAGAUGGUAACUGUUGUUGCUCAUUUGUCCGCCCUUUGGAUGCAGCUCUACCUCCCAUGUAUGCUAUAAGCUCAAACCGGAUCGGGUACGGACGGGUCUCAAUACCACAUUAGAUUCACCCGCCCA
Messenger RNA from Musa acuminata subsp. malaccensis (wild Malaysian banana), 1371 nucleotides. RefSeq lists its product as uncharacterized. The record is from RefSeq and is a predicted model, not a curated record. Lineage: Eukaryota; Viridiplantae; Streptophyta; Magnoliopsida; Zingiberales; Musaceae.